Sinocyclocheilus anshuiensis is the source of this 3040-nucleotide messenger RNA. RefSeq names its product epithelial splicing regulatory protein 2-like. NCBI's taxonomy places the organism in Eukaryota, Metazoa, Chordata, Actinopteri, Cypriniformes, Cyprinidae. The transcript is spliced from 16 exons. Gene Ontology annotation, molecular function: RNA binding. The record is from RefSeq and is a predicted model, not a curated record. The coding region runs from base 186 to 2144 and encodes 652 amino acids.
ACAGGGAGGCCGAACCACAACCAGGUAACCAAGAAAAAACGAGACCGCGAGAAAAGGCUUCAGGGCUUGAUAUGGGGUUAGCGUGAGACGAACCAGGACCUUUUUCUGCCUUCUUUACCAGUCAAACCAGUAACUCUGGAUAGAGAGCACAAGUACUGCAACAGUUUUUACCCUUGUGGUCCCUGAUGGCUUCGCACAGUGAUACUCUGGUGGUGUUCUUUGGGGCAACAGCUGGUGCAAAUGGGGGUAAACUGGGGUCGGAUGAAAGGGAAUUAAUUCUCUUGGUGUGGCAAAUUGUGGAUCUACAUGAGAAUAAGGUGGGCAAGCUUAAGCGGACUCUAGUACAGCCGGACAGUGCGGAUCUGUCGGAGCAGUGCAAGGAGGAGACCGGGCUCACGGCGGAGGAGCUGUGCAAGGCCGAGCCGCUGGAGAGCGUCCUGCAGCAGUUUUAUCAGUCGGUGUCAGCUGAACUGAAGUCUCUGGGCAGAAGCUCCUACACACUUUGUGUGGGUGGACCACUGCUUAUCCGACAGGUGCUGCACCCUGAGGCCUCCAAAAAGAAUCUAGUCCUGCCAGAGUGCUUCUACACAUUUGUGGACUUGAAGAAAGAGUUUCACAAAUGCUGCCCCAACGCAGGCCCUGUCAAAGAUCUCACUCUGACCUCCAUGCUGGACUAUGUGUGUAUUCCUGCAGCGGUGGAGCAGGAGGCCGGAAUGAGGGAGGCGAAGAACAUGGUUCUGCUAAUUCUGCACCUCCUGACUGAGCCUUACAAUCACACAUUCUCCACUUUUGAGACUGUAAACUACAAGUUUGAAUCUGGAGCAUGCAGUAAGACAGAAGCUGUGGACAGCGAGACGGUCGUCAGAGCUCGUGGGUUGCCAUGGCAGUCAUCUGAUCAGGACAUCGCUCGCUUCUUCAAGGGCCUCAACAUUGCCAAAGGUGGCGUUGCACUGUGUUUAAAUGCUCAGGGCCGGAGGAAUGGGGAAGCUCUGGUGCGCUUCAUAAACUCUGAGCACAGAGACAUGGCACUCGAGCGACAUAAACACCACAUGGGCAACAGAUACAUUGAAGUGUAUAAAGCGACUGGGGAGGAAUUUCUGAAGAUUGCAGGAGGCACGUCCAAUGAGGUAGCUCAGUUUCUUUCUAAGGAAAACCAAGUGAUAAUCCGAAUGCGUGGGCUUCCGUUCACUGCUACUCCUCAGGAUGUUCUGGGCUUCCUGGGCCCGGAGAGCCCGGUGACGGAUGGGACGGAGGGGCUUCUGUUUGUGAAGUACCCAGACGGACGUCCCACAGGCGAUGCAUUUGUUCUCUUUGCCUGUGAGGAAUAUGCCCAGAAUGCCCUGAAGAAGCACAAACAGAUCCUGGGCAAGAGAUACAUUGAGCUGUUCCGCAGUACUGCAGCUGAGGUCCAACAGGUUUUGAAUCGCUACAUGUCCACUCCAUUGAUCUCCACACUUCCUCCUCCUCCGCCUCAGAUGGUGUCUGUACCCGUGUUAGCCACGUCACCCUUCAUCACCACCGGCAGCACGCGAGACUGCAUCAGGCUGAGAGGUCUGCCGUACACUGCCGCCAUCGAGGACAUCCUGGACUUUAUGGGAGAACAUACCAUUGAUAUCAAACCACAUGGGGUGCACAUGGUCCUUAACCAACAGGGUCGACCCUCUGGUGAUGCCUUCAUUCAGAUGAAGUCAGCUGACCGUGCGUUUAUGAUGGCUCAGAAGUGCCACAAGAAGAUGAUGAAGGAUCGUUAUGUAGAGGUGUUCCAGUGCUCCACUGAGGAGAUGAGCUUUGUGCUGAUGGGUGGAACGCUUAACCGCAGCGGCCUCUCGCCGCCUCCUUGCAAACUGCCCUGUCUCUCUCCACCAACAUAUGCUGCAUUUCCUGCGACUCCAGCUAUGCUUCCCACUGAGGCAGCGUUGUAUCAGCCCCCCCUGCUGGCCACUCCAAGAACUCCACAGGCCCCAGCACACAACCCUGUACCUGCUUUAGCCUACUACUCUCCCCAGCUUUACAUGAACAUGAACAUGAACAUGAGCUACACCACUUACUACCCCAGUCCACCGGUCUCUCCCUCCACGGUGAGUUACACGGGGGUCAAAGACAUCCUCGGCUUCUUUCAGGGAUAUCAGCUGACACCCGAUUAGGUGGAGACGUCAGAGGUUGGUAUGACACCAGCACUCGGAGGAGGAGGAAAGAGGGUUGAGUUAGAUGGAAAUGAGUGAUGCUUUGAUUUGGGCAAGGGUCUGUGUGUGCUUUCUCUCUCAAAAUAUAUAAAUAUAUAGCCAUGGAGAUUUUCUAGAUAUUCUAGUUUAUUUUCUGUUGUGUGGUGGGGUUGGUAAAACUGCUCAGCAUGCAGCGCCCCUGCCCUCUCAUCUAAGGCGUGUGACACUCUGAGCUGUGCGUCUAACACUGUUCACAAAGCGUAGCACAGUGGCGCGUGUGUCAAAUGCCGAGUUCAGGUUUGAUUCCUGGCUGAACCGAUGAAAUGGAUCCGAGCCCAGUCCACCCUCCAAGUGUGCUUUUAACCUCUGCUACAAAAUGCACACUACGGGCCUCUGUGUGCGGGAAGCGUUUCUUUUUUGGCAGGUGGUCUGGACCCCCUCUUUCUUUCCAUAUCUAUAGUGCAUUCAUGCUUGGACAUCUUAUGUGCAACCCAGUAUGAUGCAUACUUUUUAUUUCUGCUGUACAGUGUAUUGGGGUGGUGUGUUAAAUGCGUAUGGUUGGACAUACACUGGUGUCACCUCUUAGGUUAUGAUAACGCACUGCACUUCAGAUCUGUUUGAAGAGCCUUGCAAAUGAACUACAUUUAGUAUGCUCAAUACUCUUUCCUUCAUUUACCUGUAGUUUUUUACAUUUUCAAACAUGCAGUAGACAUAGGGGUGUGAACAUAUGUGAUCUGACAAUGAUUUAAUUAAAUUGAUUCAGGUUUUUGCUUUUUAAUAUUAUUGUGGAAAUCAUAACCCAAACUUUUGGAUGUUAGUAAGAUUGAUUGCUUGCACUUAAAAAAUUUUCUAAAAUAUUUCUAUUUCAAAUAAAUGUU